Messenger RNA from Fusarium verticillioides 7600, 676 nucleotides. RefSeq lists its product as hypothetical. Lineage: Eukaryota; Fungi; Ascomycota; Sordariomycetes; Hypocreales; Nectriaceae. The record is from RefSeq and is a predicted model, not a curated record. The transcript has 2 exons. Bases 1 to 375 code for a protein of 124 amino acids.
AUGAUUGAAGGGGUUCAGCAGGCGUUCAACAAGGUCGGCGGUCGGCCCCAAACCCCUUUCUCGUAUGAGAAUCAAAAGGGUAUUUGUUCCAUGUUCGACUUAUUUGGCAUCGACCAAUCAAAGCUCAUCACAAUGUUAGUGAGAGAUCUGGAGAGUAUAUCGAGGGACGGCUUUAUCGACCACUUUGGGGAUUGCUUCCAGCGACUUCAACCUGCACUGGACAUGUUUAUUGAAGAACUGGCAUCUUAUGCGCCUGAUUGUGAGUUCGAGAUGCUGAGGAGAAAGGACCAGCUUGAGGUUGGGUUGAGUAGUGCAUUGGGAAGGGUGCUGGACUAUCGGGCAGGACAUCCCCCAGACCGCAUUCCUCUGUCAUGAGACUGGUGUCAUCAUCUUGGCUCUUUUUUACAAUUAUGACUUAUCAACUUGAUCUUAAUGGCUGCUGGGCUUCUGUCCGAUUUGACGACUCGAUAAUGGAUCAAACCGCAGUGAGGUUGUGGCUCGGUUGGCGUUCAUGGAUUACAACCAGUCACACUUUGAUAAGGGAGCGAACCCUAUCUGUGAGCACACAGAUGUGUAAAUUAUGUAGGGGGAUUAUGCUACUACAAAAAACGAAACAUACAAGACAUUUGAGAGGAGCUACGACAUCGGAUACUUCAGACUGUAGCUCACACUGAGC